UGGCCGCGGGCGAGCGCGGUCAGUCGCGCAAGAGCCAUCGACUUAAGUAACCGUCGCGCACGCACCGCAAGUUGUACCGAGGAUGAGCCGCCAGUAGUGCGCCGCAUCGUGCACCUCAGCCAUCACCAAAGCGAUACGAUACCAAAAAGAAGAAGCUCGAAGACGGCGACCAGCAUGCGACAUAUGAUAGCAGUCGAAAAUGCGCAUCGCUGGUAGCCACAUCAUCGACACGCGUUCGGCUACCGCCACCUUAGUCAAGAUGUUGAUCCCGCUGUGGCUGCACUCGAUGACGGCGGCGUUCGUCAUCGGCCUGCGCACCUCGCUCGCCGCCGAAGUCUUCCCCCUUGGCGCGACACACCUCUACCACCUGCACUCGACCACACUACUGAAUGAGUUGUGUGUGGCCGGGGGCGGUUGUGGGCAGGAUGUGGGAUUCCGGGUAACAAGCGAGGUGCGGGUGACGGCGCUAUGGACCGAUGGUCCCGAUGCCAAACUUCUGCGCGUGCAUGCCGCCGGAUGGCGGCUGCAUGUGCGGGGGCAGCGCGCCGACGACUUCAGCGAACAACCCAGUCGCCUGGCGGAUAUCGCCUCAAGGCCCUUCUACGUGCUGUGGCGUGCCGGACGCGUUGACAAGGUGCUCCUGCCGAAAGCGGACACUGAUGUUGAUGCCAGGGCACUGAAGAAGGGGAUCACCUCCAUGCUGCAGUUUCAAUUGAGCACGCAGGAGAUCCAUGAGGUGGACGUAAGUGGGAACUGUCACGCCAGUUAUUUAGUCACAGGUCCCGCGCAUAGUAUCAUCACCAAAGACAAACAUUGUGAAGCGGCGCAGAAACGCCAGGAAGGCAUGCUCUCUUCCGGAGUGGAUUCCACUCAACGAACGGUGUUGACCCUUGCACCAGAAAAGAGCGAUUUUGUGAAAAUCGCCUCGAUUGAGAUGAAGGAGACGCAUGUGUUGUCCCUACCGGCAUACAACGCGGUUGGGGCACACGUGGACGUCAAACAGGUCCUUACCCUUUCCAGUUUAGAAGAGAGCAAGGUACCUAAUAUCGAAGCUACCACAAUGGAGGCGGCUGAACAAGCGCUCCUGCAAACCGAGGACCUCACCAUUGAGACCCUUGAUCAGAUUGAACAUCAAACCGUGGAGAACAAAAUGGAUUUCGUGGAGCAAGUGAAGGUACACCGUCCUGCGCUCACUGAUACCAAAAUGGUUGCGGAGGCGAAGAGUGCUGUUAGGUUACUAUCCGCCGCGCGGGAAGCCACCAAGGAAGACAUCAUCAAGGUGCUGAAAGAUCCCAAAAACAAUCGAAUUCGGCCGGAACUGUUGGAUAUUUUGGGUUUCGCGCAAUCCACCGCAUCGCAUGCGGCUGUCAAUAAGGUCUUCCACAUUGACGACGCCGCGCAAAGCGAUCUGAACGAGAGGUAUCUCUGGGCGCUCUCGUUCAGCGCGAACCCCAAUCCGGAAAUCAUGGAAGAUCUCCUCAAGAAAUUCAAAAAUACCCAAAACAUCCCAGAAAAGGUUAGCGAGACCCUCAUCUCGACGCUGGCCAGUAUGGCGCGCAAUUUACGAGCGCAUCCUAACUACGAUCAAAAGAUUCACAACGACAUUCAAUCGAUCAUAGUCAACUACAUGGACGCCACGGGCAAUCGAGCUGCAUACCAUCGCGCACUUAUCAACCUGCAAGCCCCGUCCACCAUCCCACUCCUACUUGACAUCACAGCUGGUAAGAAGAAGGGCUACGCAACCAAAGAAAUCAUCCUCGCGUGGCGCGCUAUCUUGCUCAUUGUUCAGGGCGAACUUAAGCAGAAACCAGAGGGCACUGGUGAUGUGGUCAAAGCUAUCCGCAGUCAAGCCAUUCGCACCUUCCUGCAACUGCGCACAAUUGAAGACAGUACCUCUCGCACCCUGGCGUUUGAUACCAUCACUACUCUCGCCGCUCGUCCGGAUGCUGACAUUGACCAGACUGUGGACGUUAUCGUCAGCUAUCUCCGAGCUGGUGAUGCGGACAGUGAAGUAAAUCAGUAUAUCCUUCAACGUUUGAGGAUGUUAUUAGAGGGUACCACGAAUCUACGCCUUGCAGAGGCACUGGACCAGCGUUUGAAGGAUAGCGCUACACUUUCGAAUUACCACGUGUUCUCGCCGAAGGGUCUCAGCGUUGCCAUGACAGCGGAGGUCUACUCUCAGGGAGGUUUGAAUAAAACCAUCGAUGGCGGCGAACGCGCGCAGGAUCUCCUCCGAGGUGGUCUCAGCACUGUGCAGGAGAUUCAGAAAGGUUUCGUGAAGCGGGGAGUUGUUAGUGUGACCAUGGAUAGGGGUAGUGAUGAGAUGGAAUUGUUCGGGUUGGGGAUCUUCACUUCCGGCCUGGGGAAUUUCAUGGGUGGUGCAGAGGAAGGUGAGGGUGAUGCCAUGGCUGGAAUGGAGUUGGCCGUGCUUGGUACUCAUCUAAGACCGUUUAUUUUCUUCACUGGUCAAGGGGAACUUAUGAGCCAUGUGUGGAGCGGUACCGGGUCGGAACGCACCACCGCAUUUCAGGCUUUGAUGUUGCUGCAUGAUCAUCAGCAGCAUGUCCGGCUCGGGACCGGGUUGACCAUGGCGGUGGACGUGAAAAGCGCCGCCUCCGUUGACCUUUCCGGUCAGAUUACCAUUUCGUUGUGGUACCGCAACGCAGACGCCAAAGUUGAAAAGUCGGCCGGAGUUUUUACACUGGGCGCUAUGAGCGUGGACGCAUCCUUUGCUUCCGCACGUAUUGAAUUCUCCACGUCCCUGGAACCCCGCCUGGAGCUCGCCGCCAACGUGGAUUUCGCCGCGUCUGAUGUGAGUCUGUGCAUGCGGUUGUCACAGCCGGCCCUGGAGUACGCGUACAACGUGUACAAGAUCGAGCGCGUCGACGGCAGCAAGCACAAGCUGCGACGACGUGUGCGCCGUCGUCGGCCCAUACCGGGCAAGACCUAUGCGCUCAAUAAGAAGAACGCCGACAUGUGCAACGUGAUCUUCACCAAUUAAACGCAAUCAUUCCCUCCGUGCGCACCUAAUCUCUAUUUUUUCGAAUAUGUAUGCUAAUAAAAACCGAUUGUAUUUAAUGUAA
Messenger RNA from Dalotia coriaria, 3083 nucleotides. It is a transcript of the gene Mtp, whose product is annotated as microsomal triacylglycerol transfer protein. Gene Ontology annotation, molecular function: lipid binding. The transcript has 7 exons. Gene Ontology annotation, biological process: lipid transport; lipoprotein metabolic process. The record is from RefSeq and is a predicted model, not a curated record. Gene Ontology annotation, cellular component: endoplasmic reticulum; Golgi apparatus; basolateral plasma membrane. NCBI's taxonomy places the organism in Eukaryota, Metazoa, Arthropoda, Insecta, Coleoptera, Staphylinidae. Bases 200 to 3001 code for a protein of 933 amino acids.